Messenger RNA from Xiphophorus hellerii (green swordtail), 1582 nucleotides. Its product is annotated as adenosine receptor A1-like. Gene Ontology annotation, biological process: G protein-coupled adenosine receptor signaling pathway. The record is from RefSeq and is a predicted model, not a curated record. The transcript is spliced from 2 exons. Lineage: Eukaryota; Metazoa; Chordata; Actinopteri; Cyprinodontiformes; Poeciliidae. Gene Ontology annotation, cellular component: plasma membrane; dendrite; synapse. Bases 529 to 1527 code for a protein of 332 amino acids. Gene Ontology annotation, molecular function: G protein-coupled adenosine receptor activity.
UUUAUGUUCUAGGCUAAUUCUUUACAGACAGACAGUGCAGGAACAAAAUGCAUUUUUCAAGGACAAUAAUAAAAAAGAAAUUAAGAGUAGGGUAAAAUAAACAAAUACCAUGCAGAAGCAAGUUUGAUAUGGCUUCAGCUGUAUGAAAUAUGAAAGGGAAAUAUGUAUGGUGAGAUUAUAAAUGUGUGGCUUUAAAACCACUACAGUGCUGGUUUGCACACACCGUCUCACAAGUCACUGUAGAUAGUAAAGUCAGUUAAUUAGUUUGUAACUAAUAUUACAUGAUUCAUUAGUAAUAUUAGCUAAUAUGAUUAUAUUUUUUAUAAUACUAAUGUAAAAGUUUUAUUGUGCAAACAAACUUUUAAGCAAUGGUUGCAAGACAGGCUAAAAACAAAAAAUAGAAGAAGCUGCUGCAGCUAAGGACUUCCUCUAAAAGCUUCGCAAGAGUGAGAUGAAUGAUAAGUGGAAGACUAUGAUCUAACUCUUAGUCAGGCUCGGCAUUAGAACCUCACUCCAUCAACUUGCAACAUGAAUCAAUCAGACUCAAAGAGCACCACGGAUACUGAUAUUGAAGAAACGAUUUACACUUUGGUGGAAGUUCUCAUUGCAGUAUGCUGCUGUCUUGGGAAUGCAAUGGUUGUUUUGGCUCUGUGGAAAACAAAAAGCAUCCAGCAACCCACCUACUGCUUCAUUGUGUCUCUGGCUGUGGCUGACUUUCUUGUUGGAGCUGUGGCCAUACCGUUGUCUGUGCUGGUGGAUGGCCGAGUGAAAACUUCAUUUCACACUUGUCUUUUCAUCAGCUGUGUGGUGAUCCUGCUAACCCUAGUUUCGGUUCUCUGUUUGACGGCCAUUGCUAUUGAUCGUUAUCUUCGACUCUCUCGCCCUUUCUGGUACAAAAGGACUGUCACCUGGAGGUAUUCAUAUUCUGUGGCUGCUGCAUGCUGGUUUUUUGCAGUACCACUGAGUUUUACUCCAAUGUUUGGCUGGAAUGAAGGACUGAAUACGUUUAAUUCCUCUGAUAAAUGCAUGUUUAUGAAUGUGAUCACCUUGAAUUAUCUGGUCUACUUUAACUUUUUUCUCUGCACCUUAACACCACUGCUGGUGAUGACUGUAUUGUACGCCUAUGUUUUCUGCUACAUUCGAGAAAAUCUCAGAGAGAAACCAGGCAACGGUGCCCAAAACCAGUCAAAGAACUACCUAACAAAAGAGAAACAGCUGGCAUCAUCUCUUGCUCUUGUCUUGGCUCUGUUUGCGCUGUCCUGGCUUCCACUUCACAUUAUGAACUGCAUCUCUUUAUUCACAAACCAUGCAAAUAAAAUAGCUUUUCAUAUCGGCAUCUCUCUUUCUCAUGCUAAUUCCGCAGUAAACCCUGUCGUGUAUGCAUUUAAAAUAAAAAAGAUAAAGAGAGCAUACAUACACAUCUGGAAACGAUAUACUUAUUGUGAAGCAGAAAGUCAAGGAUCUCAGAGCAGCAAGUCUGAUGUUAUGCUCAGCUGCAACAAUAUGAGUGAGACCAAUCAAAGCUAAAGAAGUUUAUCUGUGAAAAUGUUGAAGCCUUUUUUAUUCUAAUCCAAGAUUUGUA